AUGGCGUGGCGCUGCUCCGGGCGCACCAACGCCGAGCUCAUCCAGAACCUCUUCAACGCGGGCAUCAUCACGGCGCCGCGGGUGCGCGACGCCAUGAAGUCGGUCGACCGCGCACACUACUGCCCGUCGUCUCCGCAGGCCGCGUACGAGGACUCGCCGCAGCCGAUCGGGUACUCGGCGACCAUCUCGGCGCCGCACAUGCACGCCGCGGCCUGCGAAUCGCUCCUACCCUUCAUGCCGGAGAACCGGGGCGCCAAGGUGCUGGACAUCGGCUCGGGGAGCGGGUACCUGACGCACGUGCUGGCGAACCUCGUGUGCGGGGCCGACGGCAAGGGGGACGGCAAGGUCGUGGGCAUCGACCACAUCAAGGGCCUGGUGGACAUGUCGCGGGAGAACAUGCGGCGGAGCCAGGAGGGCCGCGCCCUGCUCGAGUCCGGCCGCGUCGAGCUCGUCACGGGCGACGGCCGCAAGGGACACCCCGAGGGCGGGCCCUACGACGCCAUCCACGUCGGCGCCGCCGCGAGCGAACUGCACCAGUCCCUGAUCGACCAGCUGAACACGCCCGGGCGGAUGUUCAUCCCCGUCGAGGACGUCGACGGCUGGGGUUCCCAGUGGAUCUGGGUCGUGGACAAGGACAAGGACGGCAACGUCACAAAGAAAAAGGACAUGGGUGUCCGAUACGUGCCCCUGACGGAUGCGCCGACGGCUUGA
Molecule: messenger RNA, 711 nt
Organism: Fonsecaea nubica
Lineage: Eukaryota; Fungi; Ascomycota; Eurotiomycetes; Chaetothyriales; Herpotrichiellaceae
Exons: 1
Coding region: 1-711 (236 amino acids)
Biological process (GO): protein modification process
Cellular component (GO): cytoplasm
Molecular function (GO): protein-L-isoaspartate (D-aspartate) O-methyltransferase activity
Source: RefSeq, a predicted model, not a curated record